This is a messenger RNA of Nasonia vitripennis (jewel wasp), 1819 nucleotides long. Its product is annotated as coiled-coil domain-containing protein 42 homolog. The record is from RefSeq and is a predicted model, not a curated record. Bases 133 to 1245 code for a protein of 370 amino acids. The transcript is spliced from 5 exons. Lineage: Eukaryota; Metazoa; Arthropoda; Insecta; Hymenoptera; Pteromalidae.
AGCCUGGAUUUUUGAACGACUCUCUCUCUCUCUCUCUCUGUUUGAUCGAAGAUGCGUCGCGACGAGAUCUUGAUCGGGAUUUCAUUAGAAUAUUAAAUUCGAGUUGCAAGUCGGUACCUAAUACCUACAACGAUGACUACGGCGAUCGGGAAGAAAAAUAUUGCGAUUAAAGAGAGGCCGCCGAUUGCUAAGGACACGAACAGGGCUAUCUCGGAAUAUUUCCUGUCGAAAAGCGAGGAGCAGACUGCCAUCAAACACUAUCCAGAAUGGGACUUGGUGAAGGGGGAACCAGAGAUCGAGCUGAUGCGGGUCCGUCGCGAGUUACUCACCGCAGACUUGGAGCUUCAAGCAAAGCGCGAGGAACAUCAACAGCGUCGCGAAUUGGCCGAUCGUCAGUGGCAGGAGCUGCGCGAAAAGGAAAACCUGUUGCGCCGAUCUUUUCUCAGAUUCGACGAAUUUGUAAAGGAGAAUCGAGAAAAGCGCGAACGAGCUGUUCGCAAGACUCGCGAUGAGAAGGAAAGACAGAAGAUCAGAGAGGCUGAGAUAGCAGAAUUGGAAAAGAACCUCGAGUACUUGGAAAAAGUGCGAGACAAGAUGCAGAACUACGUUGAGGAGUACAAACCGUUUCAGCAAUACCUAGAGACGGUCCUCGAGACCAAGGAAUUUCAGUCGAUUGCCGAAAUCUUUAACCGCUACGAGACGCUAAUCGCUGCGAGAACGACUCUUGUUCAGAAUCAAGACGACAAUUUACAGGCUCUCGAGAAUACCACUGCGCAGCUGCAAAAAAUGACAGAGGAAAAGUCGCAGAAUCUGAUGGAUUUGAACAGUAGACUGGCCCAGCUGCAGAGUCGCCACGAACAAGCUCGAGCCAAGUCUUUACACUGGGAGACAGUCGUAUCGAAAGUCAAGGAAGUCGCAUCGCGCAAAGAACUCGAGGAAACUCAAGUGCGCGCUUGUAUCUGGAACCUCUACCGACAGAUAUGCCGUCGCAAGGGUGUAGCCGUCGAGGCGAAACGCGACGACCUCGAGCUGCAAUUGCUCCACGUCAAGCGCACGAUCCUCGAACUCGGGAAAAUCGUACGCGCCGCCAAGCGCAAAACGGCACGCGAAGAGAAGCAAAAGGAGCUGGAACGCACUGCAGCUGCUAAUAAGGACGAGAAGUGUCCGGCUGAUCUGAGACGCGAGGAGACCAGGAGUAGCUUCAGAAGUGGCUUUGAUGAGACGUGCAGUUUCAGAAGAAAUUAAAUUGAAAUUUACAAACUCACAUCUUUAAAAUUAUCGACGAAAAAUUUGUAUUUUUUUCAUCAGUUUCAUUUUUACAAUACAAUUUACAAUAGGACUCGCCAUACAAUAACGGGAUACCAUUUCCAGUGUAAACAGCGAGGUACUACGCAAUUUCAAAUACGCAUACAAUUACUUAUCACUGGUAUCGCUUUUGAAUGAUUUUCCGCGACGCAGGCAAGUGGCAGCCGGAAACAUUGUGCAAAAGUUGCGCGUGAUCCUGCUGCAGCCUUGUCUUUAGCUUCUCUUUCACUUCGUCAAGCGUAAGCGGAGCCUCCAGACCUUCGGAUACAUUUUGCAUCUCUUCUUUUUCGACGCAUCUUUACGAUAGUAACGAUAGAGGUUUCGGUUAGACAAUAAUACAAGCGUGGCUUUAUUGGUAUCAAUAAAUAACGAGUUACUAAACAUUUUAGUUUGAAAUCUACCUAUACUCACAAAUAUUUAGUUACGUCUUUUGUUUUGAAAACUUUAUAAAAUAAACGGUUGUGGUUAUAUCACUUCACGUUCAAGUUUAAAAUAAUGACUACUUUUUUGCAAA